ACUUGAUAACACCAAAGCUGCAGCUUUUCCACAUUCAACUGUCCUUUCUCCUGCUGCAAAAAUGGGCCUUGGUUACAGUGUUAGAGAGGUAGAUCACCUGUAUGCAUUCUUUGUUCAGUGGUCACCAGACUUAUAUGGAAAAGAUGCAAAAGACCAUGGCUUUGUAGUUGUUAACAAGGAUGAACUGGAGGUGAUUGAUGACUUCUUUAGUGCCCCAAUUCCAAAAAGUUGGGAGAUCAUCACCAUUAAAGAGGCUAAAAGGCGUCAGAGUGUUGGCAGUUUUUAUGAGGAAGAGGCAGAAGAUCUCCAGCCUGUGCUGACAGAUGUCAGUGAUCUCUUGGAAAGAUUGCACAUUGAAAAGCUUGCACAAUGCCUUCCUGCAAGAACACAGGGAUAUGCAUGGCAAUUAAUGUACAGUACAGCAGUUCAUGGAACAAGCUUAAGAACAAUGUACCGCUGCUUGGCAGCCGUUGAUAGUCCUGUUCUUCUAGUAGUCAAAGACAUGGAUAAUCAGGUAUUUGGAGCUUUAGCAUCGCACCCUUUCAGAUUAAGUGACCACUGCUUUGGUACAGGAGAAACUUUCCUUUACACAUUCAAUCCAGAGUUCAAGAUAUUCAGGUGGAGUGGAGAAAAUUCGUAUUUCAUUAAAGGAGACCGAGAUUCUUUGGAACUAGGUGGAGGAGAUGGGCACUUUGGGCUCUGGCUCGAUGCAGAUUUAUAUCGUGGACGAAGCAACCCAUGCAACACAUUUAACAACGAAAUACUGUCAAGAAAAGAAGACUUCAUCGUGCAGACCAUUGAAGUGUGGACUUUUGUGUAAACCUGGCUGACCUUUUAUUAGUCGGACCAGAAUUUUCUGUUUGGAGCAUUGGAUGGUUGUGAUAAGCUAGUUGCCUUGUAGUGUUCAGCGUGGCAACCCACUCUGUAAAGGAGCAUGUCUCUGAAUGCAUAAGCUUAUUCCUUUCAAAGCUGUGAGGGAAAUUGCGUUGAACAAGUCUCCAGAAAGAUGACAAUUUGCUGUGUGUUUUGUCAUACGUUAACCAUGACCCACACACCUUCUGUGCAAUAGGAAAUUGGUUGAAUCGGUGGAAUGUUUUUGACCAAUAAAAGCAUUUUGGGUAUGAACAAGCAAAAAGAGUUUUGUCUGACAGAUCUAGUUCUUUUAAAGUCUUACAUACUAUAUGAUAGAUCAGAGUGAAAGCUAUGAGCUGCUAGCAUUGCCAAAGCUAUAGCACAAGACAGUGCUAUUCAUUUCUAAGGAAUAUUAAUGAAAACAUUUAAUGGCAACAUAAUGCAUGUAAAAGGCAUGUCCAAUAUUCUCAAGCUAGUCGUUCAGUUUUUUAAUUGUUUUAUCACGUUUACUUAAAAUCCUGACUAGGAUUUUUAAAAAUAUGUUCUGCGGAAUUGCAGACCUAUUUCUUCUUCUUAGAAAGAAAUUCCUUUGAAAAGGGAAGAACAAAUUGCAGUCUAUGAUCCUGGAAAAAUGGAUUGAAACUCUACGAGGGUUGUUAUAAUGUUGUUGUACUUAAUUUGUUUAUAUUUGGUUUUGGCUGUGGAUUAAAUGUUUUACUUACCCAGAGUUCAGGGUUGCAGUUUGUAUCGGUGCAGGCACUGAAUGACACAUUUCAAGAUUUUGUUUACAUUUAUCAAAACAUUAUGUAAAACAUUUGUUUUUUGUGUACCCAUUUUUUUNAAAGUUCUCAGUUGAAAAUUCCAUCGUCUUGGGUUAGGAAAGGAACCAUUUGUAAUGCACAAAGGGAAGAUCAUAGUACUUUGAAAGAAGUUAGUAUCUUCAGCACUAUGCACAAUUUGAAUUGUAAAGAAUCAAAUCUACAUGAUAUCAAUACAUAAUUUGCACUUCAUCUUCAAUCAAUUAAGGUUGUACAACUAAAUGUAAUGCAAAAAAAAUCACCUGUUCGAUUUCUAGAUUGUCUAUGUAAAGUGGUUGAACAGAUUUUAAAGAAGCUACGUCAAACUUUUGAGAAGGCUAACAAGCUAAAAUGUAUGUUCUGUAGAUUUGAUUUUUUUCUGGAGCAUGUGGUUUAAAUUGUGGUAGAAAAUAAACGUGUUUCCAUAAGGCA
Messenger RNA from Callorhinchus milii (elephant shark), 2081 nucleotides. Its product is annotated as nuclear receptor coactivator 7. Gene Ontology annotation, cellular component: nucleus. NCBI's taxonomy places the organism in Eukaryota, Metazoa, Chordata, Chondrichthyes, Chimaeriformes, Callorhinchidae. The record is from RefSeq and is a predicted model, not a curated record. The transcript is spliced from 7 exons. The coding region runs from base 62 to 820 and encodes 252 amino acids. Gene Ontology annotation, biological process: response to oxidative stress; regulation of transcription by RNA polymerase II.